CGAAGAUUGUUUUCGUCACCAAGGAUUUCAUAGCUGACUUAGCGCAACCAAAAGAGCUACUUUUGCUAAACGAUAACGGUAUAUGCAGGAUCUUGUGAACAUCGAAUGACAGUUUGAGACUGUUGAAAGGCUUUCCUCGCCUCCGAAAUGCAAAUACUUGCUUCACGGCUCGUCUGUUUCAGUACUGUCCGUGACUACAAAGAGUGAAGUGGUGGAACGCCUUAGUCACUUCAACUGCUCGAGCAGUUGAAUCAAUCAUGGUGAGCAGCUGACCGAGGAAAUGGGAGUCGAGAUGCGAAACUUUUGGUUUACUAUCACCAACGUGUAUCACCUACGGUAUUGCGUAAUGGUUAUAUUGCCAUUAAAGUUUUUAUUUCACAGCUGUUCGCACUGUGAAUAAAGAUAAGGUACAUGAGGGGGCUGCAGGCAUUCAACUAACAUUUCAUUCAUAGCACUUGUCUUAUUUCGUGUGACCACAACGUUGGCAAUGCAUUGAUUAAACGUGGUGUCAUAUGUGAAAGACGUAUGUCACUUUAUGAGGUUGCGAAACUUUCUUGAUUUAUAUGCCUGAGAUAUAUGCUGCACAUACUUUUCAGUGUCUACUCCGGUGUGCAAUGUUGUUUGAAGCAGGUUUAUUAAAAAAUUAAGGUUAAGGAUGCUUGGCUUAAAAUUUGACAUCAGUCCAUAAAGUCCCUGAUCCUUUGUUUCAACUGUGUAGACAGAGUUUACCUUUUGGGUUGAGGUCUAGGUGACAGCCGAAACCAAGGGGUUGAAAACAAUAGUAUGACCAUAAAUCGAUCUCAGUGGGAUAAAUGCAUCCACACCUUAGUUUCUUUCUAACUGUUAUGUCAUAUUUCCUUAUUUACUUAAGCUUUUUGUUUUUAUUCUUCUGUGAUUUUCUACGACCUUUGAUCACAUUACUUUUAUUUCACCACCCUUUUAUCGUUUUUCUUUGCAUCCUGAUUUGAUUUUAUGAGGUGUAGCAAACUGGACUGUUGCAUAUUAAUAUCAUAUCGUUGUUGACAACACAACCUACUUAUCUGAAGUGUGUAAAAACUGAGUAAUUCUCGGCAUAUUUUUGAUAUGCUGGUGGUCUUGUAAAAUCAGUAUACUCAGCCAUCCAUUGUGUGAUUAGUGAGUAGUGACGAACAUCAUGUUGCAUGCUUCGGAUUCUGAAGAUAUUAUUGAAGAAAGGGUGAUUAAUGAAGAAUAUAAAAUAUGGAAGAGAAAUACUCCUUUCCUAUACGAUAUGUUGAUGUCACACUGUUUAGAGUGGCCGAGUUUAACUGCUCAGUGGUUACCAUCUGUAGAAAGAAAUGGAGGAGAUUAUUGCGUCCACCGUUUGAUACUUGGAACCCACACUUCUGAUGAACAAAAUCAUCUGUUGAUAGUUACUGUUCACCUACCGAAUGACCAGGCAGAGUUCGAUGCGAGCGCAUAUGACAGUGAGCGAGGUGAGUUUGGUGGGUUUUAUUUCCCAUCUGGAAAAUUGGAAAUAUCGAUGAAAAUAAACCAUGAAGGAGAAGUCAAUCGUGCCAGGUUUAUGCCGCAAAACCCAGACAUAAUAGCUACCAAAACACCAAGUGGAGAUGUUUUAAUAUUUAACUACCCAAGACAUCCACCAAAAACUCCAUCGGACCGUGGUUGUCUACCGGAUUUGCGUCUCAAGGGUCAUCAAAAAGAGGGCUAUGGUCUUUCAUGGAAUGUGUCACUUAAUGGUCAUCUUCUUUCGGCAUCUGACGACCAAACAAUAUGUUUAUGGGAUGUUAAUGCAGCUCCUUUAGAUGGUUGUGAUCUAGACGCCAUGGCUAUAUUUACAGGACACCAUUCAGUUGUUGAAGAUGUUUCUUGGCAUUUGUUUCAUGGUCAUAUUUUCGGUUCUGUAGCAGAUGACAACAAACUAAUGGUUUGGGAUACACGCAGUUCCAAUCGCACAAAACCUCAACACCAAGUCGAUGCUCAUACAGCUGAAGUCAACUGCUUGGCUUUCAAUCCGUUUUCUGAAUUUAUUAUUGCAACGGGUAGUGCAGAUAAAACGGUCGCUCUUUGGGAUCUACGUAAUCUUCGACUGAAGCUACAUUCCUUUGAAUCUCAUCGGGAUGAAAUAUUUCAAGUACAAUGGUCACCACAUAACGAAACUAUACUAGCAAGUUCAGGUACUGAUCGUCGUCUUCAUGUAUGGGAUUUGAGCAAAAUCGGUGUUGAUCAAACUAAUGAAGAUGCAGAUGAUGGGCCACCUGAAUUGCUAUUUAUACAUGCUGGGCAUACAGCGAAGAUUUCGGAUUUUUCAUGGAAUGUCAAUGAUCCAUGGACGAUUUGUUCUGUUUCUGAGGAUAAUAUAUUACAAAUCUGGCAAAUGGCUGAAAAUAUAUAUAUUGACGAUGAAAUAGAAAUGGGAAAUGUUGAACUUGGACAACAAUAAUAAUUCCUCAUCGUUUAUAUCUCUUCCAUGUUUUAUACUUUUGAUAUGUUGUAUACGUUUUAUCCUUUUUGUUCGUUUUUAUUUUAAGAUUGUAGUUAUACAUUUUUUCCUCUUUCUAUUUUCCCUGUAUAUUUCCUUUUACAAAUGUUUUUUCAGCCUGAUGUCAAUAGCUCUUCAUUCACAUUUACUAUAUUUUACUGUAAUUUUAUCUAGUUUUCUUCAUCUGAGAAGUCAUUACUCUACAAAUAUCUUAUAUGAAUUUAUAGAUUCUUGUUGAUUAUUUAGGAUAAAAACAAUUUCAAUGAAUAAAUGUUUCCAGU
This is a messenger RNA of Heterobilharzia americana, 2742 nucleotides long. NCBI's taxonomy places the organism in Eukaryota, Metazoa, Platyhelminthes, Trematoda, Strigeidida, Schistosomatidae. The record is from the annotation of a GenBank genome assembly.